This is a messenger RNA of Tarenaya hassleriana, 1849 nucleotides long. RefSeq lists its product as uncharacterized. Lineage: Eukaryota; Viridiplantae; Streptophyta; Magnoliopsida; Brassicales; Cleomaceae. Gene Ontology annotation, biological process: chloroplast organization; regulation of DNA-templated transcription. The transcript is spliced from 7 exons. The coding region runs from base 149 to 1183 and encodes 344 amino acids. Gene Ontology annotation, cellular component: chloroplast stroma. The record is from RefSeq and is a predicted model, not a curated record.
UGGAACGUGUUCUGUUCUCUUUAUCCCAUGAAAGGGUCUAAUAGGUUUUUUUUUUCCCUGUGGAAACGAAGAACAAGCUGAAUCGGUCGGUUUACAGAGCCUUAGCUUUCCGAUCCAGCGGCAAAAUUAAGCUUCAGAUUCCUGAGAGAUGUCACUCCCUUAUUCAGUACAGUUACAGUACGUAACUUGGCAUGUGAAAGAGAACGGCUUCAGCCAUUGCCCGUUGUGGCUCGGUGUUCCUACUCCGGUCAAUCGCAAAAGGGACAUAUUGGAGGUUAAAUCGUCGAGAUUCGAGUGUUUAAGAUUGGGUGGGAACUUCAUGAGAACCAGAAGAAAUGUGAAAGCUUUUGGAUUGGUUGAUAAACUUGGGAAGAAGUUAUGGAGAGAAGAAUCGAGCGAUAGUGAGGAUGAGGAAGACGACGUAAAAAAUGAUGCCACUGCCAAAAAUUCGAGUUAUGAAACGUAUCUUGAUGAUGAAGAAGAGAGGCGGGAAUGGAGGAAGAAGAUUCGGGAAGUGAUUGAUAGGCAUCCCGAUAUCGAGGAGGAGGUUGAUCUUGUUGAGAAGAGGAGGAAGAUGCAAAAGCUUCUCUCCGAUUACCCCCUUGUUGUGAAUGAAGAAGAUCCUAAUUGGUCUGAGGAUGCUGAUGGCUGGGGCUUUAGCUUCAAUCAGUUCUUCAAUAAGAUCACCAUUAAGAAUGAAAAGAAGGACGAUGACGAUGAUGGGUAUGACAGUGAGAAGGAGAUAGUCUGGCAGGACGAUAACUACAUACGACCGAUUAAAGAUAUCACAACUGCAGAAUGGGAGGAGGCUGUGUUCAAAGAUAUUAGCCCUCUUAUCGUUCUUGUUCACAACCGCUAUAAAAGGCCAAAGGAAAACGAAAAGUUCAGAGAUGAAUUGGAGAAGGCUGUACAUGUUAUAUGGAACUGUGGUUUACCUUCACCUAGAUGUGUUGCGGUUGAUGCUGUGGUUGAAACCGACUUGGUUUCUGCUCUGCAAGUAUCUGUUUUCCCUGAGCUAAUUUUCACAAAAGCAGGAAAAAUAUUGUACCGUGAGAAAGACGUCAGAACUGCAGACGAGCUCUCGAAGAUAAUGGCAUUCUUCUAUUAUGGAGCUGCCAAACCGCCUUGUUUGAAUGGCAUCGGGAAUUCCCAGGAAGAAAUACCUUCAGUCUCUAAGCUUUGAGGGAAGCCCCGGUUGAUCCACCUGUCGACACAGUCAAUGUGGAAUAUAUGUUUGCAGUCAUAGGGACCGAUGACGUAAUCAUCCGCCAUGAAAUCUUCAAGACAGAUCGUGCAACAUGUAUCUGCAACUCCGCCCGCAUCUUCGAACUUGCAGCUCUCCACCUGGAUCAGGACAGGGGGGUCGAUAGGAACAAUCCCGUCUUCUUCAGUGUCUUGCGAAGAAGAAGAUUCAUCGUCAGUUAGGUCGGUAGGAGCGACAAUCCCCUGUUCGAUGUCUGGCGGAGAAGAAGAUUCAUCAUCAUGGGUCUGGGCGGGAGGUCGAAUGCUGCAGAAGAUAACCUUCAGCCAGGGGAACCAGAGAGCUAAGGUGACUGACGCGCAAACGUACCACUUGCUGAGCAAUGAGUCGAGCAGGGCACCGACCGACGAAGACGACGACCGAGGAGAAGCCAUGGCUAAGAGAGCGGAAGAUAACAGUGGAAGAAUGGAGCUGAGUAUGCGUGUGUAUGUAUAUAUAUAUAUACACACACACAAGUAGUAGUCUUAGUUAUAUCAGAAUUAGGAUAUCUUCUGCUUGUACUAUUAGGAAUCGAUCGAGAGAGAGAGAAAAGGAAAUAUAUAUAUAUAUAUAUAUUUUUUUUUUAUGACGAAAAGGAAAUCAAUGCCG